Messenger RNA from Aspergillus welwitschiae, 1361 nucleotides. Its product is annotated as putative short-chain dehydrogenase/reductase family protein. Bases 71 to 1093 code for a protein of 340 amino acids. NCBI's taxonomy places the organism in Eukaryota, Fungi, Ascomycota, Eurotiomycetes, Eurotiales, Aspergillaceae. The transcript is spliced from 2 exons. The record is from RefSeq and is a predicted model, not a curated record.
UGCUUUACAAAUAACACCUUUCGAUUCAGAGAAUCUGAAGUCUUUCUCUGACAUUACUAUCUUACCCACAAUGGCGUCAAAAGACCUCCCUCCUUCGACCGCUCCCUUCUUUCCCAACGUCUUCUUUUAUAACCAAUUCUGUGCCAAACCCAAUUGGCCACCCGCAACCACAAAUCUCUCUGGUCAAGUGGCCAUAAUCACCGGAGGGAAUACUGGCCUGGGAUUUGAGUGUGCAUUUCAGCUUCUAUCUCUUCAGCUUAGCCACUUGAUCCUCGCCGUUCGCUCUCUCGAAAAGGGCGAAGCCGCAGCGGCCAAGCUUCGAGCCGUUAAUCCCACGUCAACAAUAGAUGUCUGGCCACUUGACAUGAGCUCAUAUGACUCCAUACAAAGCUUUGCAAAGCGGGUUGAAAACAACCUUUCCCGCCUAGAUAUCGCUAUCCUCAAUGCUGGGGUGAGACAAGCCCAGUUCACCACCAAUCCAAGCACCGGCCACGAGGAAACAAUUCAAGUCAACUAUCUCUCCACCAUGCUUCUCGCUAUCCUACUCCUUCCAAGCUUGAGGGACAAAUCUCCGAAAGGAGUGCCAGGGCGAUUAACUAUCGUCAGCGCGGCACUAUCGCUCCUGCCAAGCUUACCAAACGUGAAGGAUGCGCCACUUCUGAAGUUGUUCGAUCGUCCAGAUACAUAUGAUGCCAAUGGCAUUUACUGCAUGUCGAAGCUUCUCGCUCAUGCGUUUCUCUACAAGUUGGUCGAAUAUGUCGGUGCAGAUGAUGUGAUUGUGAACCUGGCAGAUCCGGCCUUCGUCAAGGGCACUGACCUGAGCCGGGAUUCGCCUGGCCUUGCGAAGGCUGGGCUAGCGGUGUUUGGGGUUUUGACGGGGAGGACAGUCAAGGUUGGUGCAUCGACGUUUAUUGAUGCUGCCGUGUUGAAGGGGAAGGAGUCGCAUGGGUGCUUCCUUAUGAGUUGGAAGAUUGAACCGUUUAAUGCAUCGCUGUAUACGCCAGAGGGAAAAGAAUCUAUUGAGCAGCUCUGGCAGGAGACGAUGGAUGAACUUGAUUUUGCUGGUGUUCGAAGGAUACUUGAGACUCUGUAACUUUUUAGAACGGAGCAAACAAACAAAGGCUCAGUCACCUCUUUUGGUGCUUGUUUAUCAAGCUCGAUUCGGACUUGCCAUGUCUGCAAAAUUAUAAUGUUGGCAGCAACAGACUGAAAUUGGCCCUAGGGAUUGAUGAAUAAUUGGAUCGGCAAAGUGCAGAAGAAAUCCCCAUCUGCAGCCUGUGCUUUAUGAGGAUCCAUUCAAACUUUGAAUAUGUUCUGCAUAAGCAUACCUAAUAUAGUAUAAUAAAAGGAGGUUUCAUAAC